Messenger RNA from Danio aesculapii, 1327 nucleotides. RefSeq names its product tumor protein p53 inducible protein 11a (gene tp53i11a). The transcript is spliced from 8 exons. The coding region runs from base 229 to 789 and encodes 186 amino acids. The record is from RefSeq and is a predicted model, not a curated record. NCBI's taxonomy places the organism in Eukaryota, Metazoa, Chordata, Actinopteri, Cypriniformes, Danionidae.
GGUUUUGCUAUAGUCACAACUGUAGCCCACGAGCGCACUACAUCCAGGCAGCAAACAACAGACUGUCUGCGAGUAAAAGAUCUCAGUAGAUGGUGGAAUGCAUAUCUGAGAAUUUACAGGAACGCACUGGACCAUAUGUUCAGAAAGUGGCAUAUUUGAGCUCUGCGUCCAUCUUGGUUGAGUAGAAUCUCCUUGACAGCUCUAGAAGUGCCGCUUUACUCCUCUAUCAUGGCCUCCACACCUCCACCCCUCAUGAAGAAGCACAGUCAGACAGACCUGGUGAGUCGCCUCAAGUCCCGCAAGGUCCUGGGUGUCGGAGGAGAGGAUGAUGACGGAGAGGUGCACAGGUCAAAGAUCAGCCAGAUGUUGGGCAAUGAGAUGAAGUUUGCUGUUCGUGAGCCCAUUGGCCUUCGGCUUUGGCUCCUCGUCUCUGCUGUGCUGUUCACAUCAACAUCCUUAAUGGCUCUGGCUUUCCCCAACCAGCUCUAUGAGAUCAUAUUUGAGCUCACCACCACCAGGGUCUCCAUCAGACUCUACGGAGGAGCCCUUCUAUGCAUCUCAUUAAUCCUGUGGAAUGGAUUGUACACGGCGGAAAAGGUCAUCAUUCAGUGGACGCUGCUUACAGAAGCGUGUUACUUUGGGGUACAGUUUCUAGUGACGUCCAUCACCCUGUUGGAAAUGGGAAUCCUGUCCAACAGUGCAGUUGUUCUUCUUCUCUGUGAAGCUUCCUUCCUCUUCAUCACCAUGAGUUACUAUCAUUACCUCGGCCGACGCCCCAAAAAGAUCUGAUGGAGUUUGAUUAAUGAUCUGGUAGAGUCUCAUGUUAGAUGUGUGGCUUGGCACCACCAAAUGCUUUGAAUACAGUAGCAUCACUGCCUGGACCAAACGAAUUUACACUUGACUGAAAAUCAGCCUCUGUUUGUGAGUUUUCCCUUAAAUGUAAGUACGGCAUUUUUGUGUUAACUCAUUGGCUAAGGAGGGCCAGAGAUUACGACUGUUGUUUUAGUUACCUUGUUCACGUAAGUGUCUUUAGUUAUCUGACCUGUUCGUAAAAAGCAUUUUCUGAGAGCAUAUUGAAUGGAGGGUAGAUUUAUUGCACUUGUCAGAGAAUCUUGUCUCCCAAAUGGAUCACAUUGUUUUGGGAAGUUGCCCACAAUUCAGGUCAUAUUAUGUAAGAGUUUGUGAAAUUCCUGAAUGUGGUGUAGUUUUCUGCGACACAAAAAUUGGUUUAUUUAUUUAUUUUUAGUUGUCAGGCACAGGAGUAGACACAGCGUAGCACAGAAUAUAUGUCAAUAAUGCAAGAAAAGGUGUAAAACAAGGAAUUUCA